This is a messenger RNA of Sphaeramia orbicularis (orbiculate cardinalfish), 3131 nucleotides long. RefSeq lists its product as uncharacterized. The coding region runs from base 1062 to 2222 and encodes 386 amino acids. The transcript is spliced from 4 exons. Lineage: Eukaryota; Metazoa; Chordata; Actinopteri; Kurtiformes; Apogonidae. The record is from RefSeq and is a predicted model, not a curated record.
ACCAAAGACCAAAUUGGGGCAUGGUGAGCCUGGUAGGUCAGGGCUAAAAAUUAGGCAGCUCCUUCCGCGACAGCAGUCAAAUUGCGAUGCACAAACUCAUGUAAACCAGGGGAUACACUAUCACAAGGGCUGGCACUAAAGGCAAGUUUCCAUGGGUGACAUUUAAACGCCACACGUUGACUGAGGAGGCUGUGCGUAACGCACAUCCAGCUACCCGGGCAGUGCUGCGCAAAACCAUGAGUAUUUUGUUAGUGUUUUUGGAGAACGCCAUAUGUACUCUCUCUGCAGCGCACAGCUUCCACGAGUGUACACAAAUUCUAUAAUGUCUUUUUAACAAUACCAAGUCAAGAGGGCCUUUUACCACGGUCAGAGCUGGGAAAGGACGCAAACGAAGCAGAAAGUAGGUGUCCCGGCUUAGACGCGGAUGAUGAUGAUGAUGAAGAUGACACCGAGGACGUCCGUCUCAUCCCAAGAUGCUCCCCGGUACCGAGGAAGCGAGGGUCGUCAUCUUCGACGAGACCGCUGAGUACCUGCGAAUCCACGCGGCGCUGGGAAAAAAGAUGUGUCGUUUGCCGAUACAACAGGUGGGAUCUAGUGGGACGUGAAGGAAUUUUUUGCUUUCGAUUCGGAGGACGAGGAGACAAGUGCCAGGUGGGAAGAAGAGGAGGCGAAAUAUAGGAAAGCAGAGAAAAAGCCGAUCUAUGAUGUGCACCCAGAGUUUAAGUCACCCAGCGGCAGUGCGCUUCUGCAGGCUGUGCGCACAAACAAAGUGGAGGUCGAGCAAGUGUUUUCAGUAGAUAGUGAACCACUUGCAUUCUGCGGGAUAGUACGAGUCCUGAACGUAUCUUUCCACAAAGCAGUUUACAUCAGAUCAACCAUGGACAACUGGGCUACUUACUUUGACCACCCAGCAGAGUAUGUCCAGGAAUCUAAUGACGGAGACACUGACAAGUUCUCCUUCAAGUUGUCUUUGCUCCUCCUAUAUCACACAUGGCUCCUCGCAUUGAGUUGUUAUUCGCUAUGAAACCUCCUGAUGGUGAUACUGGGCCCAAUAACUCCCAAUGAAUUAUGUGGUAACUCUGCUCCUGUCCUAUGAAGAAGACUCUCCUGCGACAAACAUCGACAUAAGUGAGUUGAGAGGUAUCCUGAAACCUCCGAGACCAUACAGGAUGGAUUUUAAUUCAGAUCUGGAGGAUGAGCGAGACAAAAAAGCAGACGAAGCAGGGACCUCCCAAGCCGGCCUUGUCCGACCCACAGCCAUCUGCCCACUCCUUAUUCAGCCAGACAUCGACGUGGAGAUUGCGGUUCACCCAUCUGGUCUCUCUGUCCCACCCAACCAAGAGCUUCCAUCUGUUGAUGGCACACAGUCCGCUCAUACCGUAUCUGCACUAUUUCCUUCUAUGUCUUCCUCAACCCCACUUCAAACUACUUUACCCUCUGUACUCUGUACCAACGAAUCAGUCCAAUCAAAUAAGUCAGAGCCUUCACCCGGAGUCCGUUGUGUGUUAGGUAGCCAAACCUCAGAGCAGCCCAAAGACAGCAGUCCCUUUGCACUGCUGCCUGCCACAGUUCCCUCUAUAUCACCAGAGUCAAGGCUGAGAUCAGACAGCUCCCCGGCUGGCGAAGAGGAGAUCUCUUCUUUGGAGACUCCACGCAAGCGCUGUCCCACCACAGAGACGAAUCUGUGGCCAACAGGAGAAUACGGAUCAACCCAGAGCCCGGCCGGCCGUCCUUGCCUUGAACUGCCUGCUGAAUGUGUCUCUGCUCUCAGUGUGACUCAGAGCUCUGAGCCAGAGGUUGCAGUGGGAUUGAGUGAACUUGUUGCAGGAUUAUCAGAAGGUUCCACCAGGUCUGCAGCACAUUAUGAAGGCAGCGUGCCUGUGCUCUUGUCUCCUGUGGCAGAGAGUCAGGGAGCAGAAGGUGAAGCUCCCCCGUCACUUGAACCUGCAGAGAAUGACUCACUGAGUACAGGUGUCAGUGAGGUGAAGGAAAACUUGGCUCUUCAUUCUGCCUCGGCCAGGGAGGAGAGGCAAGAUGCUCCCCAGAUAUCCCCUGACACAUUAUUAGAGAAUCUACCAAGUACAUUGUCUGAGCAUGACGUAAACGUCAAUCUGAUGCCAUCAAUCAUCUUUCUGAGUGGAGUUGUUUCCUUGUCUGUCAUGUUGCAGGAACCCAGUGCCCUGUUAAUCAUUGGACUAUUUUUGGUUUUGUGUCGUUUGUGAUUUAUGCCACAGAUGUUUCUCCUAAACUGUUAUCCAUGGAAGUGCCUUUUUCAUGAUUCCAAAUUAAGCCAAUUGGUUAAAAAUCCACAUUUAGUUUCUGUUGUAGAUGUGGAUUUUUAGUUAACACUGUGUGAGUUUGUAGACUGAUGUAUAUUUUCAUCAAGGAAAGAAGAGGCAUUUGUAAGGAUGACCAUGCAAAAAUAAAGUGAGUAAAAACCUAUAUUUUCAGGAACUGUUGAGAGUAUCUUGUUAUAUUGCACAAUACAGAUGAUCUGCCAUGUUGUUCUUUAUCUCUCCCAUCCUUUCAGCAACAUUGUGAUCACUCCAGUGAUAAAGCAUAGUAUCUUAUCAUUGUGGAUGUUUUUGCAAGUGAUUUGUAAUCACUGUUUUCUGUCAUGUGGAGUGUACCAGGCUUUAUAUUCUGAUAUCAUUACUCACUUCUACAAUGCACUUAUUUUGGAUGUUUGUGUUGGUGUGUAGCUAAGGGUGAUCUUGUGAAUUCCAUGUAUUAUUAUGUGUUUAAUGAAGAACAGAAGCAUUGCCAUGGUCACACACUUAAGAGACCUCUUACAGAAAUUGUAUUUUGUUUACAGAUGCAAAAGCAAAACACACUUAAGCAAACAAUUUUGCCUUAAUUAUAAAGAAAUUAUAACCUGCUAACAUUUAGCAACAUCAGUUGGAAACUGAUGUUGCUUAAGGGACAAAAAGUGUACCAGCCUCAACACUACUCCUCAUGGAGAAGUCUUCCUGUUAAUACUUUCUCCUAAACACAAUAUUACCGUUGCACAAUAAUAUAUUUUAUAGCACUACUUUGACAACCUCACAGAGUGACUGUACUGUAUGUGACAUGUUUGAAGUGAUAAAAGGUUUUGCAGUGAGUUGCCAUUAAACGUGGUCUGAUACCGUGCA